AUGCAACUAGAUAAAUCUGAAAAACAUUUGACAAAUGUUGAAAAAGAACUAGAAGAAUUACAACAAGGAUAUAAUUGGCGAGUCUGCCAUACGAUUAAAAAUCAAAAAUAUCGAGAAAAGAAUAUAAAUGAAAAAAUAACAACAAAAUAUGCAAAAAAUUCUAAGCAUCAUCAUCGACGACAACAAAAGAAGUCAACAUCAGAUGAAACAAUAGAUAAGAAUAUCUUAUUAUCCGAUCAAUAUUCACGUGAUAUGAAUUUUAAACGAAUGCAAGAAUUAAAUUUUUUAAUUGAUAAUGAAAUUCAAGAUCAAAUUAAAACAUUAAAUUGUUUACAUGCGAAUGUUGAUUUAAAUACACAAAAAUUAAUUGAUACAAACUUUCGUGUUAGACGUACAUUAUAG
Molecule: messenger RNA, 402 nt
Organism: Didymodactylos carnosus
Lineage: Eukaryota; Metazoa; Rotifera; Eurotatoria; Philodinida; Philodinidae
Source: the annotation of a GenBank genome assembly